AUGCAUAAGCUGGCGAACAACGAAAGUGAAAUAAACUCCGACGACUGCAACGAGACAGCGCAGGAGUGCAUUUAUGGGUUUAGCUCUCCGAAGAAGCAGAGGCGGAGUGGCAGCGACGACGAUGAUGGUGAAGGUGAUGCCGACUGUGAUACUUCUGCCAAUUGCAGCGGCGGACGGAGGCACGCAGGCCAGGUCCAAAGGGAUGGACCAGUCCAGAUGAGCAUUACGGGGCUUCAAAAAAAUGAACAGGAUUGCGAACCAGGGGGCAAGAAUUACGCAGAGGAGGAAACGAAUGAUGAGUACACGGAGGAGAGCGACUACGAUGAGGAGGCGGAGGAGGAGGACGAGGCAAAGAGGGGGUCGCAAAAGGAUGGUGCAAUACCGCACGAGAAUGACGGAGUGUCCAACACGUCCAAUGCUUCUCACGCAUCGCUCGAUUGGAACGGCUCUCACGACCCCGGAGAUGACCUCUAUGACGCAGAGCUGAACGAAAUGAUCGAUCAGGAAUACUUCAGAGAGCUCAUCCCCGCCAUCCCCCACGACACGCUGCUGGCAUACAUAACGUGUCUGAAGAUGUUCGGAUUCGAAAGGGAAGUGCAACUGCACCGAUUGGUAAACCUACUGGGAGAUCUAAGGGAUCCCAUUUCGGUCAUUCAGGUGUUAGGCCUACCAGGCAUGGGAAAAACAAAAGUCGUCAAAAGCUUCGUCAAGCUAAAGAACGUCCCGUUCGCGUAUGUUAACUGCCUCAUGGCUCUGUAUCAAUCUGGUAAAUCCGCAAAGAAUGUCAUUUAUCACACGAUACUUAAGGAGCUGAGCACAAAUCUGUUGCAUGAAUUUCAAGAAUAUAAGCAGUCAAAUGGCUUCACAAAUUAUACGCAUGAUCCGACCAAGUUAGUUCCAAAUCAUGUGUCCAACACGGAUGUCUUUUUUAAUGUUCUUCAUAAGCUGUUGUCCUUUCGGCCCGAGGACGGCAGGGGUGGGGGGGAUGCCACUCCAGGGAAGAAACGCCGCCAGGGGGGGAAGCAAAACAGAGGUGGCGUCGGCGGUGUAAACGCAUCGGAGGAUCCGCUAAACGGGAUGACACCUCCAAAUCAGCAUCUCCAGAAAGACAAUUUGUACGACCGAUCUGUGGUGAUCAUUCUGGAUAACGUGCGGUAUUUGGUGAGAACUCACCCAGAUUUAUUUUACGCCUUGACAAGAAUCCACGAAUAUAUUCGUGGCCCAUAUAACGACAUGACCAAAGCGAACAAGACGACGAGAGGCCUCUGCAUCAUCCUAAUCAAUCGCUCCCCAUUGCCGGACGAAAUCUUUGAUGGUCUACCUCAACCCCCAACGGUGUGGUUUGACUCUUACACAGCGGACAUGUGCAAAAAUAUUCUCUACCGGCGUUACAACACCAUGUGUUUCGAAUCGCUACUCACAUACAACGAUAAGGAUUUGAAAAUCUACUGUGUGAAGGAAAACAAAAAGGAGUUUCUCAUCAAAAGGAACGACGUCAUUCUGGAUAACGAAGUCAUUUGCGACAUCUGGUGUAGAUACGUCGACUACAUCAUUAAUGUGUCCUAUAAAGAUUAUAAGAGCGAUUUUCACGAGCUUCUUUUUAUAUGUGCCCACAUGUGGCCUCUCUUCAUAAAACCCAUCCUAGAGGGAACCUUAGAACCAAUUGUAGAAAAUAUGAACGCUCUACAAAGGAACAUAGACACACAUAUUCGAGUGGCUACCUACAACCAUGCUAGCCAUUUUACAUUCGAGCUAAUCGAUUCUGUUUUCUUGAAUGAAAAUAAUUUGAAAAACAAAAUCGACUUAUCGUUCUAUUCAAGAAUUCUACUUGUGGGGGCAUAUCUUGCGUCAAGAAAUUUACCCCUAACGGAUAAACGCUUCUUCAAUGCCACUGUAAAGGGGGGUGCCUUUACCCUACCCAAGAAGAGAAAGGGAAGGAGUAAAAAUGAAUCCAUUUUAACCUUAAUUGGUCAGGCCAUUCCAAAAAAUUUCACCUUCAUUCGAUGGAUAUGCUUAACAGAUUGCCUCCUUGUGUGCUUCUUCAAUGAGAAGUUAACACUCAACAGCCUUAUCUGUCACCAAAUAAAUACCCUCAUUCAGCUCGGAUUUAUCAGCUUCUGUUCUGCAAACAAUAUGUCUUGCUUGGUCCGGAACAGCUUAAUGAAUGGAGUGCAGUGGAGUGGCUACUGUGGCAGUGCGCUGCUAAACUCAACCAACAAUUUUUCCUCUCUCGGAAAUAAUAUCUUUUCGGAGAGUGCAAAUUCUGUUUCGUACGAGUCGCUUGACCCUUAUACGAAGUUGGCUAUUCAGGUCCCCGAGGAGACCAUCCGCAGCAUCGCCAGGGAUCUGAAGAUCCCCCUCGACGAGUUGAUUCUGUGA
This is a messenger RNA of Plasmodium inui San Antonio 1, 2379 nucleotides long. RefSeq lists its product as hypothetical. Gene Ontology annotation, molecular function: DNA replication origin binding. Gene Ontology annotation, biological process: DNA replication initiation; DNA replication. The record is from RefSeq and is a predicted model, not a curated record. The coding region runs from base 1 to 2379 and encodes 792 amino acids. The transcript has a single exon. Gene Ontology annotation, cellular component: nucleus; nuclear origin of replication recognition complex. NCBI's taxonomy places the organism in Eukaryota, Apicomplexa, Aconoidasida, Haemosporida, Plasmodiidae.